CACAACUUUUGUAUAAUCUCUCUUGCGCGCACUUCCGGAUGUCGCCAUGCCGUCUUUAGAAGACAGCAAACCUUACAGCUGGGCUGAGCAGGUAGAAGCCGGCGAUGACACUGGAGGUCUGCCUCCGUCACACGAGGACUAUGAUGAGAAGAAUGGCCUGAAGAAAAUAACAGACUACAAGUACAAUGAUGAUGGGAAACUUGUUAAGGUAGUGAAGACCUACAGUGUUGAGACAAGGAAGGUGUCAAAGUCCAUUGCACGGAGGAAGAUAUGGAGAAAGUUCGGGGCUGCAGAGAGAGAUCCUCCAGGUCCAAACUCGUCAAACACCAUCAUAUCCGAGGAAAUUGUCAUGCAGUUUGUACAGAACAAGGACAACCAGGCUCCAGAGGAGGAAGACCCACUCAAUAAGCUGAAGACACAGAAGAUCGUUCAAUGUCGUAUUUGUAAAGGCGACCAUUGGACAACCCGGUGCCCAUACAAGGACACGUUAGCGCCGCUGCAGGAGAAGUUGGCUGAGGAUGGGAAGCCGCCGGGUGAUGCUGCUGCUGGGGCCAAUCCUGCUGCUGCUGCUGCAGGACCCAGUGCCAUCGCCAAGACUGCAGGGAAGUACGUGCCCCCCAGUCUGAGGGAAGGAGCAUCCAAGGGGAGGGGAGAGUCCAUGUCCACACAGAGGAAAGAUGAGGCUGCCACUAUCCGUGUGACAAACUUGUCUGAGGACACCAGAGAGUCGGAUCUCCAGGAGCUAUUCAGACCCUUCGGGCCCAUUUCAAGGAUCUAUUUGGCAAAAGACAAGAACACAGGACAAUCUAAGGGAUUUGCCUUCAUCAACUUUCAUAGACGCGAAGAUGCUGCACGGGCUAUUGCUGGGGUGUCCGGAUUUGGCUAUGAUCAUCUUAUCCUCAAUGUAGAAUGGGCCAAGCCUUCUGGCACAACUUAGAGAACUGGUGGAGACUCAUGGUGAAUAGGGUGGGCGCCACCCUUAUGUGUAAUUCAAAAGGGAAUAAAAAGACAAGAAAUC
This is a messenger RNA of Haliotis rufescens (red abalone), 1018 nucleotides long. Its product is annotated as eukaryotic translation initiation factor 3 subunit G-like. Lineage: Eukaryota; Metazoa; Mollusca; Gastropoda; Lepetellida; Haliotidae. Gene Ontology annotation, molecular function: RNA binding; translation initiation factor activity. The record is from RefSeq and is a predicted model, not a curated record. The transcript is spliced from 9 exons. The coding region runs from base 47 to 937 and encodes 296 amino acids. Gene Ontology annotation, cellular component: eukaryotic translation initiation factor 3 complex; cytoplasm.